Messenger RNA from Penaeus monodon (black tiger shrimp), 1415 nucleotides. Its product is annotated as non-structural maintenance of chromosomes element 3 homolog. Lineage: Eukaryota; Metazoa; Arthropoda; Malacostraca; Decapoda; Penaeidae. Gene Ontology annotation, cellular component: nucleus. The record is from RefSeq and is a predicted model, not a curated record.
AAAUAAGUUUGAAAUCUAACAUCAAAGUCUCAAAUGUGUUGGUUCCACAACUCCGUGUCCCCGCGAUCCCAUUGUUGUACAAAACUUCGACCGAUUUUUCCUGUAUUUUCCACUAUAAAAUUGACCAAAAUGCCUCGCCGACGGGUCUUAGAGGUCAGCAGUGAUGAGGAGCCCUCACAGAGCCAGCCAGCAACACAGCUGUCACAGAGUCAGGGGGCUGGUGUGAUCUCUGACCAAGACAAGAAAAGGCUUGCUGGCAUUGUUUGCAACUACCUUAUGGUGUCUGAUUGCAAAAAGAUUCCAGCAAAAAGAGCAGAUAUUGUUAAGGCUAUAUUAAAAGAUCAUGGCAAACAUUUCAAAGAAGUAUUGGCAGAGGCUAAUCGAAUAAUGGAAAAGGUCUAUGGGUAUAAAGUGGUGGAGCUUGAGAAGAAGAAUCAGUUCAUCAUGGUCAAUACCCUGAUGAUGAACAAUAACAAUGAUAAUGAUGACUUGCUCUUGGCUCCCAGAACCAAUAGUGAAGCGGCCAACAUAGGACUCAUUACGGCCAUCCUUGCCGGGAUUUUCAUGUCAGGCCAAGUGAUGCAAGAAGGGCCAUUGCGUGAGUAUUUGAAAAAACUUGGCAUUGAUAUUGACUCCCAAGAAGAGCACCCUACUUUUGGGAACAUUACAAGAUACAUUCAUCAAGACCUGGUUAGACAGCAGUACCUCCAGAUCAACCGAAUCACAAAUGUGGAUCCUCCCUCCAAUGAAUAUCGCUGGGGGGAGCGAGCACACAAAGAGUUGAGCAAGAAGGACAUUCUCGAGUUAGUGUGCAAGGUGUAUGGAAAUCAGACAAGACCAGAGGAUUGGGUUGCCCAGUGGAAGAUUGUCAAAAAGGAGGAGGAAGAGAGCUGAUAUGUUUUUUAUGUCCCUUUCUCUUUCUUUCUUUUUAGUGUAAAGUCUUAUUACAAUCCAUUGAUUAGACAAAGAGGAGUGUAAUAUGAUUGACUUUUUUGUACUCUGUUGCAAAUGCUUGAAAUACUGUUUUUAUCACUUGAAUGUCUCUAAGCAAUAUUCUUAUUACUGGAAGUGUGAUUGCUAUAUGUAUACACUUUUUUUAUUAGAAUUGAGAUGAUUGCUCUAGAUAUCAGAUUUGUACUUGGCAGUCCUUAAUAUUUUUAUAUAUUUGUGCAGGUGGUCUUGCAUAUAGAUAAAAUCGAUUAAGAGGAGUUUUAUUGAUCAUAUCAGAAAAGUAUUUAUAAGUCAUUUUAUGGCUGAAGUCAACCCAUAACUAAACACUGUACAUCUAAAACCACUGUAAGAAAUAAGAUCAUUGUAACAUACCCAGGUAGUGGUUGUUUGGCAUAUCUCUGUGAGUAUAUUUUUAUAUGGUUACAAGUGCUGUUGAUUGAUACUAAUAAAUGCCCUGAAGCUAG